AUGCCCGCACCACGCUACGGUGCUUCCCCACUGACCCGUAAUCGCCUCAGCGCUUCUUCAUCACGUCGUCACCGCUCGUCGACCUCGCACCGACUGCGUUCGAUCGUACUCCUCCCUUCGAGAACGAUCCUCCUCCUCGUCGUCUUUUACGCCGAGUACGCCACCUUUUACCUCCACACUUCGGCCUGUCGAUUCGACGAUGCACCUUCGAGCAAGGGCAAGGUCUGGAAACCGCUUGCGCCGCCGUUGAAGAGGGCCGACAGCGCGACCGAACCCGCUGCGAGGUCACCGAGCUUUGGCGAUUGGGACGAUGAUCCGAGAUGGAAGGGGCACAGACCUUGGCAUGUCUUGCUCGUUUCGGUAAGCACUCACAAGGUUGAUAGUGAGGGAACCGGCCGACGGCAGCUCAUAUAAGGGAAUUGUCGCUUGCCCACUCGCUCGCUUGCCCUCACAGGAUCCUCAAAUUUUGGAUAUGAGAUCCUACCCCGGUCGCUCGUGGAUAGGACGCUACCUCGGCAUCAAAUUCACGGAUGCGUACAUCAGAAAAGCGUGGAGAUUCGUCAGCAAAGCUUCGGGCUCGCAUGGCAAGAUCGAUUCCGUCGUUUGGCUCGGCGACUUGCUCGAUUCAGGAGUCGAGAACGUCGAUCUCGUCGAGUGAGUUGGGCAGGAUGAGUGGGUUCAUGGGUCUAGUUUAUCCGAGUUGACCUUGCGAUCACUUAUUAUUCAGACACGCCAAGUACUCGUCCCGAUUCUUUCGAUUAUUCCCUCCACCGCCGUCCACUCUUUCAAAAUCGCCUUCCACCAUCUACAUACCUGGAAAUCACGAUCUGGGACUUCACACCCCUUCGACGUACGGAAGGAAGCGGUUUCGCGAUAACUUUGGGCCGACGAACGGGAUCGUCGAAGUUGGGGGUUGGGAACUCGUUUGGAUCGAUGCGAUGGCGGUGUUGGAACCCGGCGUUGAAGGGAGGGAAGCGAGGAAUUGGAUCGCGAAAUUGGGCGAGAGUGAGUGGAACCCAUUCUUCUUGAGGAGUUGGUGAGCAAACGAAGCUAAUGGGAUCAAUCGCCUUGGCAGACAAAUCGAACCUCCCUCGGGUCCUCUUCACCCACAUCCCAUUAUAUCGACCCGAGGGGACGUUUUGCGGCGCCUCACGCGAGUCGCAGAACGCUCUACGCCAAGGUUCGGGGCUCAAUUACCAAAAUGAGUUGGACGAAGAAACCACGCAGUGGCUUGUUAGAUCCUUGAAACCGAAUCUGGUCUAUAGCGGCGACGAUCAUGACUCGUGCAUCGUCAGACAUCCUUUUUUGAUCGACGGCGAAACACCGCUGAUUGAGACAACUGUUAAAGCAUUCGUGAGUCGGGAUCAAUCGUUCUUUUGCUAGGAGUCGACAUUAUAUCUCGUCGUACUGAUGGCCUCUCAUCCUUGCUUUAGUCUAUGGCGAUGGGGAUCCGUAAACCGGGAUACCACCUCUUAUCCCUCUACGCGCCCAAGGACAGCUCCAACCCUUCGACCUCGGCGACCUUCACACAAACGAACUGCGUCCUCCCCGACCAAAUUUACCUCUGGACCCGCAUCUACAUCCCCUUGUACCUCCUACUGAUCUUGCUUUUCCUCGCACCGAAACUGUGGAGAAUGAUCACGGGUUCAUUAAAGCGAUCUAGUGCUAGCGCUAGGUCGAAUGGAUUACCGAUCCACCGGAAUCGAUCAUCACUUUCGAGACAAUGGUUGGGAAGAGGAUCCAAAGUCGACGCUGGCUACGACGAGGCCGGUGAUGAUGACGACUCGCAGUUCCCAUCCUUUUCGUUCCUUGCGACGCCAAGUGACGAUUAUGCGUAUCAUUCAGGCGUAGGCGCAGAGGAGUUGCCGACGAGUAGUUCGCCGAAUCGAAGUCAGGGUCAUUCGCGAAGAUCGAGCAUGUUGGAUGAUGAAGAUGAGGAGGAGGAAGAGCUCGAGUUGGGGAACAAGGUCCGGAGGUUGUCGAGGGUCUACAUGUGGGAAAGUAAGGGAACUUUUGUUGGCGGUGGCGGCGGUGCAGGAGGUGGGAGUGCAGGCGAGACGAGUCUACCCUCGCCGUUGUCCAGCUCGAUGGGGAGGAGGCAGUUGACGAGUCGGCCGAGCAGGACGGCACAGGCGUUGGUGAAGAUCGACGAGGCGUUGAACCGAGGGUUGGGGCCGAUUUAUCGGUACACUCUAAAGCCGAUAUUGAGGAUUCUGAGGACGGUGUCCACGAGGGUAUGUAUGACUCCGUUCCUCGUCGUAAGCAAGCUCGAAGAGAUACUGGGGCGAACCAAAUUGGGCGCGAUCGUGGUGCAGACCAUGAGGCAGGUGCACGCCGUCGUCUGGCCCGGGAUCGUCCUGUGGACGCUCAUUUGGGCUUGGUACGCGAUUUAG
Microbotryum saponariae is the source of this 2393-nucleotide messenger RNA. Lineage: Eukaryota; Fungi; Basidiomycota; Microbotryomycetes; Microbotryales; Microbotryaceae. The record is from the annotation of a GenBank genome assembly.